This is a messenger RNA of Trypanosoma rangeli, 639 nucleotides long. RefSeq lists its product as uncharacterized. The record is from RefSeq and is a predicted model, not a curated record. Bases 1 to 639 code for a protein of 212 amino acids. NCBI's taxonomy places the organism in Eukaryota, Euglenozoa, Kinetoplastea, Trypanosomatida, Trypanosomatidae. The transcript has a single exon.
AUGGGUCAUACCACCACAGCUGCAGAGGUGAAACAGCGCCUAAUAAAAUAUCUGGCCGUUGCCACAAGGUCGACGCAGCAGGUUGUCUGUGACCACGCCAGUCUAAACGUAGAUGGGCUGCGUGUGAUGCCAUGCCCCAAUAAGCUUAGCAACUGCGCAGCCGAGGCGGAUAAUGAUGACACACUGUUGAAUGCAGAGGGGUCUCGCAUCUUGUGGCCCAUGUGUGCAGACGCAAAACUCGCGGCAUUGCCCGUGGGCAGUGGAGACGGUGUGGGGCCAGCAGGGCGUGCUGUUGGCCGAGAUGUGCUGUGCUUUCUUAUUGAUACGCUCACAUCUGCGCACUUGACUAUAAUGACAGGCAGGCAUCGCCAUGUAUCCAUGACAAUAGGUGUGGAAUUUGCGGAGCCGCUUUGCGUGGGGCAGCCAUUCAUGUUGACGAGCUGUCUGUUGCGGGUGGGUCAACGGAUCAGUUUUUUGAGUGCUGAAAUCCACCAGCAGAGGGGUGAACAGAAGGCCGCUGUGUGCGCGGGCGGAUCACCUCAAGGCGUUCUACGCAGAACAUCCGCAGCAUGCUCCCCAUCCGCCCGCGAGCAGGUUGUGAUGGCUUUGACAUCGUCGUCUGCCGCCCCUCUUGAUUAG